This is a messenger RNA of Penicillium griseofulvum, 828 nucleotides long. RefSeq names its product SAM-dependent methyltransferase. Gene Ontology annotation, molecular function: S-adenosylmethionine-dependent methyltransferase activity. Lineage: Eukaryota; Fungi; Ascomycota; Eurotiomycetes; Eurotiales; Aspergillaceae. The coding region runs from base 1 to 828 and encodes 275 amino acids. The transcript has a single exon. The record is from RefSeq and is a predicted model, not a curated record.
AUGGAAGUCGAAAACAAACAGAACGUCGUUGCUCUUGGAUCAAGGGACCCAACCACUACCGAUGUUGGUGACAUGUACGACGAAACCUCUGACAGUCUGACUGAUAUGUUGGGGGGAAAUAUCCAUGUCGGCUACUGGGAAGACCCGAACAAGUACGAAACACCAGAGGCAGCUGGUGACCGAAUGACGCGUGAGGUUGGCAACCGACUCUCUCUUGCCCAAGGGGAGCACAUCCUGGAUAUUGGCUGUGGCACCGGAAAAUCCACCGCACAAAUAGCCACCACCUUUGAUGUCCACGUCACCGGAAUCACCAUCAGCAAGCAGCAAGUUGAACUUGCCCAAUCUCAGUACACGGGAAAAUUACAGACUGGAGAAGUCGACUUCCAGUUUGCAGACGCGAUGGAGAUGCCGUUUGAGGACGCCUCUUUUGACGGCGCCUACGCCAUCGAAUCCAUCGUGCACAUGCUUGACAAACGCGCUGCCCUCGCACAGAUCGCCAAAGUGCUUCGUCCCGGCAGCCGACUGGUCAUUACCGACCUCGUUGCCGACCACCCAACCCCCGAUUCCCCGGUUUUGGCACACUAUGCCAACAUCUUUGAUCCCCCCUUGGUCUCAGUGGAUGACCUCCAAAAUCUCCUACGCCAGGAGGGCUUUAAGGUCAUUGAUGUUACCGACGUACGAGAUAACAUCCGGCCUACGAGCAAAUUGUUCGAAACAAAGGGUCUAUCUGUAGGGGGUGAGCUCGGGCAGAAGCUUCUUGAGUUUGCGUCCAUUCUAGAGCAAAUGAACGAGCUCGGAUAUGCAAUUAUCACCGCCGAGCGCCUCUAG